GAUGUGGCCCGAUUCCGACCCGAUUUGAAACUUCUCAUCAGCUCGGCCACUCUGGACGCACAAAAAUUUUCUCAUUUCUUCGAUGAUGCGCCCAUCUUCCGAAUUCCCGGUAGACGGUAUCCUGUUGAUAUAUACUAUACCAAAGCACCGGAGGCGGACUAUAUAGAGGCGGCGGUAGUAACAGUAUUGCAGAUUCACGUGACGCAACCACCAGGAGACAUUUUGGUCUUUUUUACGGGGCAAGAGGAAAUUGAGACUGCCAACGAAGCGCUACUGGAGCGUACCAAAAAAAUGGGCAGCAAGCUGCGUGAGCUCAUCAUCCUUCCUAUUUAUUCAGCUCUCCCCUCAGACAUGCAGGUUGGUGCGUCCUACCCGAUACCACUCCCUUUUCUGAUCCUCUUCGGGGCUUUUUUAUACCUUUCAUGGAAUCGUUGA
Molecule: messenger RNA, 435 nt
Organism: Hydatigera taeniaeformis
Lineage: Eukaryota; Metazoa; Platyhelminthes; Cestoda; Cyclophyllidea; Taeniidae
Source: the annotation of a GenBank genome assembly